AUGCCGAUUCCAUUCGUUCUCGUGUGCGACUUGCUGGACGAGUGCCACCGGCUUUGCAUCGCGAAUAAACCCAAUACACAGGCUGUUGUCGACUGGUUUGCACGCCAUCGCGGCCGGAUUAAUGCACAUGAUACAGACCCGGCUGCCUUACUCUCUACUUUGCUACCGGAAAAACGGACAGACCGAGUUUACUGUAUCAAAGCGCCAACUUUGGAGAAGAUUAUUGGGAGAGCUUUGAUGCUUGGAUCGUCCCGAAUCGUCGAACUUGCCUUAUACAAACAACCCGGACAGCGCACCGACCUUGCAGAUUGUGCUGAACGCAUUCUUAAUACUACCCCAAACCCUACUUCCAAUGAGAAACCGCGAAUCAGCGUGGAAGAAAUCGACGAGGCCUUGCACAGAUUGGCGUCCAGGAUCAAAUGGAGCUCUCCAUCUAUUCGGAAUUCCCAAGCCGCUCUGACCCCACGUGGUAGAUGCGAUCUGGAGGAUUUUUAUCGUCGUCUCACUCCGCGCGAGGCGAAGUGGUUUACAAGACUUGUCCUGAAGGACUACCAACCGCUUAUUUUGGAUUCUGAACUUGUGUACCGCUGCUGCGAUUCAACCCUGCCCCUGAUCCUCAAAGCGCAGGACGACUUUGCAACUGCUAUCCAAACACUACAAUCGGCCAAGGGCAACAUGCUCCCCAAUUCCACAAGGAGUACCUCACGGAGGGACCAGAUUCUUGCGGCGGUUAAACCAAAAUUGGGAGUGAAAGUGGGGAGACAAAACUGGUUCAAGGGCCGCAGUAUCAAACAUUGUCUAGAUAUGGGACAUGGACGCAUGAGCGUUGAGCAAAAAAUUGACGGGGAGUAUUGCCAAAUACAUGUUGACCUAACGAGUGGGAACUCCAGAGUUCAGAUUUUCUCCAAGAGCGGCAAGGACAGCACUGAGGAUAGACACAAACUACAUGGGAACCAUGUGACACGACGAGGUCGGCUCAUGGAUGUGGACCUGGAUUCACCGCCACGCUCGUAUGAGAAUUUGAUGAUUGUGUACUACGACAUUCUCUUCCACGAUGACCGAUCGUUGCUAGGCGUCCGCCACUCGGAAAGAUUCAAAAUCCUACAAAAGACAAUCAAUUGUGAGGGAGGCCGAGCAGAAUUGGUAAAGCGAACUCUUGUCGACUUUGACCGCCCAACUGCAGCAUCAGAGCUGCGAAAGGCAUUCGCUAGUGUCAUCACUGACAAAGGGGAGGGUCUGGUACUCAAGCCAGAUGACCCUUAUUUUAACUUUCAAGCCAAAGAUGGUCGGAGUUCGGGUCUAUGCAUCAAGCUCAAAAAAGAAUACAUUGGCAACUUCGGUGACGUGGGAGACUUCGCUGUUGUCGGCGCAGGCUUCAACCCUACAAAGGCAUCAUCUUACCGGAUACCCAAUCUUCAAUGGACCAUAUUUUUUGUGGGCUGCUUGAACAACAAGGAAGAAGUCAAACGGUGGAAUGCCAAGCCAGAGUUUACCGUCGUCAGUGCUGUGGAGAUUACAGAACCGCUUCUCAGGAACUUCAUAUCUCAUUGCAGCCCUGUAUCGGUACCAUUACGCAAGAACGAUGCGACAAAGUUGCAUAUUCCAAAGGGCAUCGAGGCUAACGCCUCUUUGACUGCAGCGUUCCAAAACCCUGCAGUUUUCGAUUUGAGAUGCUUCAGCUUUGACAAACCGGGGAAUGUGGGCUUUUGGACGCUAAGAUUCCCUGCCGUGUCCAAGAUUCACUUUGACAGGGACUAUUCGGACGCAGUCACAUUUGAUGAACUGCAACAGAUGGCUCAAGUUGCAAGGGCAACACCAGACCUGGAAGAUAGUCAAGAGAACCUUCACUGGAUUGCGAAGUUGGAGGGGGCCGAUCCUAGAGGGCGUGCGGUUGAUGCUGUCAGUCAACUGACAGCCACAACAAUGCCUACCCCUUCACCUUCCAGCUCUAGACCACCUUUGUCACCAAUAAUGCAGCGACCACAAAGCAGAAGUCCGGAAGUAGUGAGGGCCUAUGGGAUGAGUCAAAAAUCAGCUGAUAUGUCAACUGCCUCGCUCACCACACCACCUACUUCUUCUCCGGUAGAAGAAGAGGCCCGAACACCAGGAAGGGGGAGCAAACGAAAGUGCCCUACAUCGUUUUCACCUACCGCAGCGCUGACACUGCAAAGGCGUCUCUCAAUGACGACCCAUUCGUCACCAGUAGCGGCGACCAAGAAGUUGCGUAAACCUUUGGAUGAUGUUGAUGCUAAUGUCCUGCAGCAGUCUGCAACACCGAACUCGUCGUUUGAAGACGGUGGGAUAGAUCAAUGCGUUGGAUUAACCAAAUCUCCACCAUUUAUACAAGAAACGCAAGAGAAUGAAGCCCCUAGUACACCUGAUGAAGGGAUCAAUCCUACAAAGGGCGAUAUCCGGUGUACGCCAAUUACCAUUUCUUCCGACGAAGCAUCUCAGGCGACAGACAUAUCACCCCAAGUCAAAAAUGGGUGCAAGUUUGCUGCAAAAGAGUGCCAUUUAUUCAAGCACACGAUCCUGCUUGCUUCAAGGGCCCUUGGACCCUCAUCGGAGCGGACAACUCUGUUAGGUGAUCACGGUGCAUCUGAGUUUGCGAUAUCAUUAGACGACUGGUUGCAAGAAAAUAACUAUGGCGCUACGUUGGGGAAAAAGUCAUCGCAUAUAAUUAUCCUGGUCGAUACCGUGGACAAGGCCAGCGAAACCAAACUUGUGCUGGCUGAAGUGGAACGAGCCCGAAAGGAGCUACCCCCGAAAACGCGUGCAUCUCAAGAUCAUGGAAGAUGA
Molecule: messenger RNA, 2799 nt
Organism: Metarhizium acridum CQMa 102
Lineage: Eukaryota; Fungi; Ascomycota; Sordariomycetes; Hypocreales; Clavicipitaceae
Source: RefSeq, a predicted model, not a curated record